AUGGCCGGAAUCCGCUUGCAACCAGAGGACUCCGACGUCUCCCAACAGUCCCGCGCCGUGGCUCUCUCCGCCGCCGAUCUAGUCUCCGACGACGACCGCUCCGUCGCUGCUGACUCCUGGUCCAUCAAGAGCGAGUACGGCAGCACUCUCGACGAUGACCAGCGCCACGCCGACGCCGCCGAAGCUCUCUCCAACGCCAACCUUCGACCUAACUCCGAUUACAGUUCUGAUAAGGAUGAGCCCGAUUCUGAAGCAGUCUCAUCCAUGCUGGGAUUUCAGAGUUAUUGGGAUGCUGCAUAUGCUGACGAACUUACAAAUUUUCGUGAACAUGGUCAUGCUGGUGAAGUCUGGUUUGGAGUAGAUGUGAUGGAAGUUGUUGCAUCUUGGACAAAAGCCUUGUGUGUUGAAAUUUCUCAAGGUCGGAUUCCAAAUGAUGUGGAUACUGUUAAGGCUGAAUCUGGUGAACUAGAUGAUAAACUUUUGUCUAGUUGGAGCGUGUUAGAUAUUGGAACUGGCAAUGGUUUACUUCUUCAAGAAUUAGCUAAACAAGGGUUCUCUGUUUUAACUGGGACUGAUUAUAGUGAAAGGGCUGUCAGCCUUGCCCAAAGCCUUGCUAAUCGUGAUGGAUUUUCCAACAUCAAAUUUUUGGUUGAUGAUGUCCUUGAGACAAAGUUGGAACAAGAGUUUCAACUUGUCAUGGAUAAAGGAACGCUAGAUGCUAUUGGAUUGCAUCCUGAUGGUCCUGUCAAGAGGAUGAUGUAUUGGGAUUCUGUUUCGAGGUUGGUUGCCCCUGGUGGAAUACUUGUGAUCACAUCAUGUAACAGUACAAAGGAUGAGUUGGUACAAGAAGUGGAAAGUUUCAACCAACGAAAAAUUGGUACUGCUCAAGAACUUGUGACAGGCAAGGACGAGGAGUCGAGCAGAGGGCCCCCAUUUCAGUAUGUAAGUCAUGUCCGCACAUAUCCGACGUUCAUGUUUGGUGGAUCCGUGGGCUCCCGUGUUGCAACCGUCGCAUUCCUUCGGAAAUGA
Sphenostylis stenocarpa is the source of this 1029-nucleotide messenger RNA. Lineage: Eukaryota; Viridiplantae; Streptophyta; Magnoliopsida; Fabales; Fabaceae. The record is from the annotation of a GenBank genome assembly.